Salarias fasciatus (jewelled blenny) is the source of this 768-nucleotide messenger RNA. RefSeq names its product cytochrome c oxidase subunit 4I1 (gene cox4i1). Lineage: Eukaryota; Metazoa; Chordata; Actinopteri; Blenniiformes; Blenniidae. The record is from RefSeq and is a predicted model, not a curated record. The transcript has 5 exons. Gene Ontology annotation, biological process: mitochondrial electron transport, cytochrome c to oxygen. Gene Ontology annotation, cellular component: respiratory chain complex IV. The coding region runs from base 76 to 585 and encodes 169 amino acids.
CUCCAUCUGGCUUUACGUCUUCCGGGUCGGGUUGACUUCCCUUCAGACAGACGGCGGACACCAGCGAGGAGAAGAAUGCUGGCCACCAGAGCACUUAGCCUUAUUGGCAAACGUGCCAUUUCCACAUCUGUCUGUGUACGUGGGGGACAUGGUGUUGCUAAAGUGGAGGAGUACACUCUUCCUGCCUACUUCGAUAGACGGGAGAACCCUCUUCCAGAUAUCUGCUAUGUGCAGAAUCUGAGCCCCGAGCAGCAGUCCCUGAAAGAGAAGGAGAAGGGCUCCUGGGCCGCCCUUUCCAACGAUGAGAAAAUUGCUUUGUACCGCAUCAGCUUCCACCAGAGCUUUGCUGAGAUGAACAAGGGAUCAGCCGAGUGGAAGUCUGUGGUCGGAGGAAUUUUCUUCUUCGUUGGUUUCACCGGCCUGGCCGUUCUCUGGCAGAGGAAAUAUGUGUAUGGCCCUGUCCCACACACAUUCGAAGCAGAGUACAAGGAGAAGGAGCUGCAGAGGAUGCUGGACAUGAGAAUCAACCCAGUGGAGGGGUUCACAUCCAAUUGGGACUACGAGAAGAAGGAGUGGAAAAAGUAACUUGACCCAGAGGACCAUGACCCAUUCUUGAAUCCGGUGGAAGACCAACACAGAUUUCCAACAAGGCCUAUAUUUCUGUAUUUAUCAGUUGUCCACAUUACCUCAUGCUGUACAUUUUGGAAGACCACUUCCUCUUAAGGUCAUUGUGUAAUAUAGAGACAGGAAUAAAACAGUCUGACGAAA